This is a messenger RNA of Entelurus aequoreus (snake pipefish), 962 nucleotides long. RefSeq names its product group XIIB secretory phospholipase A2-like protein. Gene Ontology annotation, molecular function: calcium ion binding; A2-type glycerophospholipase activity. NCBI's taxonomy places the organism in Eukaryota, Metazoa, Chordata, Actinopteri, Syngnathiformes, Syngnathidae. Gene Ontology annotation, cellular component: extracellular region. The record is from RefSeq and is a predicted model, not a curated record. Gene Ontology annotation, biological process: arachidonate secretion; triglyceride homeostasis; lipid catabolic process. The coding region runs from base 231 to 962 and encodes 243 amino acids. The transcript has 4 exons.
AGUCAUUCGCCUCAUAGAUAAAGUUAGUGAUGACAUCAGCUGUUUAACCCCAGAAGAAAAAGAUUAGGGAGAAACACUGAUGACAGUUGACCUUUGCCCCCCUGCAGGAGCGAGUGCCCUGCUGUCUGCUGGAUCCUAAUCACAGGUCAAAGUCUGCUUCUGAGUGUGUUGUCACACGCUCACAACACUACUCUCGCCCUGUCGACAACACCACUGACAUUCUUGCCACCAUGCUGCUGCGGACUCUUCUCCUCCUCCUAUGUGUGUCGGCCGGCGUGUGCGCCACUCUGGGCCACUACCAGUCCACAGCCCAGGACAAGGAGGAACCUCCCGCGGUGGAUCCACGAGACACGGUUGCAGAAGACCCCCCACUGGGUGAAGAACACAAAGAGCCUGAGGCGGACCACACAGCAGCUGAGGGUGUUGGUGCUCCAGUUGCAAGCACACAGAGGCCACCUGAAGAUGUGGAGAUCCAUGCUGAAGGCCAGCAGCAACCUUCUGAGGAGGAAGAGAGCAAUGAGAUCAAGCAUGUCGAGACUAAACCGCCGGCGAACGUUUCCUCUCCGCGUGACGACAACAGCAGCUGGAGCAUCAACUCGAUCAGGAGCAGUUUCCAAACCGUGCACGGCUACUUCGACUCCCUGGUGGAGCUGGUGGGGGGACACAAUGGCGUGUGUCAGUACCGCUGCAGAUAUGGAGAACAUCCUCAGCCCCGCCCCGACUACAAGCACCAAGAACCCAAUGGCUGCAGCUCCUCUAUGGUGGGAUUUCAGCUCGACCUGGGUAUCCCCGCCAUGACCGAGUGCUGUAACCAUCUCGACGUGUGCUACGACAACUGUGGCGUUAACAAGUACGAAUGUGACACCAACUUUCGCUCUUGUCUUCACAACAUCUGCUCUGACCUGAAGAGAAGUCUUGGCUUUGUGUCCAAAGUGGAAGGGCCAAAUCCUGCUUGGAAAUGA